GUCACCUUCGACGACAAGUACCGCAUCCGCGUCUUGGACGUCGAGAAGUACGCGCACACGGAGGAGCUCAGCGAGGCCAGCGGCAGCUUCGUCGCGAGCGCGGCGCCGGCGCCCGAGUUCAGCCAGCUCAUCACGGGCAUCGUCGAGGUCCUCGACUCGAACGCGCAGCGCAUCGAGAAGGCCAAGCUCAAGGCCAUCGGCAUGCGGAACCGGGUGCUCAGCGAGCGCGAGAACCGCGACCAGCACCGACGCGCGCUCCAGGCGAUGAUCGCGGAGAAGACGGCGGAGCUCGAGCGGUACCAGACCCAGCACCAGUCGCUGAGCCAGGUCGAGGCCGAGCAGCGCGCCCUCGUCGACAAGCUCGGCAACUCGGAGGUCUAG
Messenger RNA from Aureococcus anophagefferens, 381 nucleotides. RefSeq lists its product as hypothetical. The record is from RefSeq and is a predicted model, not a curated record. The annotation marks the transcript as partial. Lineage: Eukaryota; Pelagophyceae; Pelagomonadales; Pelagomonadaceae. The transcript is spliced from 2 exons.